Messenger RNA from Spirometra erinaceieuropaei, 705 nucleotides. NCBI's taxonomy places the organism in Eukaryota, Metazoa, Platyhelminthes, Cestoda, Diphyllobothriidea, Diphyllobothriidae. The record is from the annotation of a GenBank genome assembly.
AUGAUCUUUCCCAGUCCUUCACGAUUCACCGUGUUGGAGGCUUUCGCCAGAUCCAUGAACUCAUGUCUAGGCGAUAAAAAUACGGUACUAAGGAAUUUAUUGAGGUUAUUUUUAAAGUAAUGGACCUAGUUAUUUUAGAUAAGCAUUUUGUCACCACAUCAGUCAAUACUGAGAUAAGAAUUUAUUUCAGUGAGGGCGAAUGAUUCUCGUUCUUUUAUUAUCGGCGGGACUUUAGCCUGUGGACUUGAAAAUCACUUUCUUCCUUUCUUCAAAUAGUUUUCUUCUGUUAUUAUUUUGUCCCUAUUAUUGCCUUGAUUUUGGACCGAUGGCAUUGGGCAGCAGGGUUUAGGUUCUUAGCGCCUUCAACGAAUUGUGGUUGAUCCCUAGGGGACAAUUCCUGGUCAUCGGGAGUUUAGGGCGUACCUAAUAAUAUCAUAGUAGCUAAGAAAGCGGGUAGACACAGCUUGCCAUAAUUUCUGGCCUAAGUCUAAAUAAAAGAAGGGGAAGAAGAGGAUGAUGGAGAAGAAGAAGAAGAAGAAGAAGAAGAAGAAGAAGAAGAAGACGAAGAAGAAGAAGAAGAAGAAGAAGAAGAAGAAGAAGAAGAAGAAGAAGAAGAAGAAGAAGAAGAAGAAGAAGAAGAAGAAGAAGAAGAAGAAGAAGAAGAAGAAAGGAAAGAAGGAAGGCGGGAGAAUGGCGAAGGAAUAA